Suhomyces tanzawaensis NRRL Y-17324 is the source of this 657-nucleotide messenger RNA. RefSeq lists its product as uncharacterized. The annotation marks the transcript as partial. NCBI's taxonomy places the organism in Eukaryota, Fungi, Ascomycota, Pichiomycetes, Serinales, Debaryomycetaceae. The transcript has a single exon. The record is from RefSeq and is a predicted model, not a curated record.
GCCAAGAAGUCCUCCCGCACCGUCCAUCUCGCUCCCCACGAGUUUCCCACGCCCCACAAUGUGCAACAUGACCCCUCACUGUUCACCACCAUCCACACUCCCUAUGGCUGGGUACCAGUCCCCAAGAAGUGCUACUCGUUCAAGUGGACCAAAGACCAGCUCGACCUCCGUAUACAGGCACAGUAUGGCACUUCCUCGCCGUCGUUGUCAGAGUUGCAGCAGUUGGUGUGUGACUGGGCCUCCACUGUAGAUACCUCUGUCAUCCCCAAGACCGAAAAGCCCACUGCCCGCGAGUUGGCCCAAGUGAAGGAAGAUGCAUUGUACCGGUCGCAGCUCAAGUUCGAGAUCUACGAUGGCGAGGGCAACAAGAACGGCACCGUCAACAAGAGACCAUUCUUGCAGAAAACCACUCAAGGAGACAAAACGGUGUUGCGAGGCACCGUCAACUUCACCCAUGCCUGGAACUACUUCUACCUGAUCACAUAUCCCCAGUACAGCGAGUUGCCCCAGGGUCAGGGUACCAAAAAGGUACUGGCCCUCUGGAACGAGAUGAAGAUGGAUGAGAAGGAGGUGUACCGCCAAAAGUAUGCCGACUUGUUGAAGGAGGGAAACGACAUCUACAAGGGCAAGAUCGUCACCAUCGAAGAAAAAAUGAAA